This is a messenger RNA of Nycticebus coucang (slow loris), 4363 nucleotides long. RefSeq names its product N-terminal EF-hand calcium binding protein 1 (gene NECAB1). Lineage: Eukaryota; Metazoa; Chordata; Mammalia; Primates; Lorisidae. Gene Ontology annotation, molecular function: calcium ion binding. The coding region runs from base 450 to 1508 and encodes 352 amino acids. Gene Ontology annotation, biological process: regulation of amyloid precursor protein biosynthetic process. The transcript is spliced from 13 exons. The record is from RefSeq and is a predicted model, not a curated record. Gene Ontology annotation, cellular component: cytoplasm.
UCCCUCGCGCUUUGGCUGCUCAGUGCAGAAGCGCUCUGUCCCGCUCUCUGUUCGGACGCCCCCCUCGCUCCCUGCUCGUGGGGCAGUCGUGGGCUGGGCAGCGGCCCCAGAUUGUCUGGGGCGGUGGCCAAUGGUCUCGUCCGGGGGCAGAUCCCGCUCCCCCGCGAGGGGCGCCACGCGUUGCUAAGUGCAGGGAUGCGCCUCAGCCAGGCGCCGUCAGCCGGGGGAAGGGGGAGGCGAGAGCUGGCGCGUGUGGGAGCGCGGAGGCCGGAGGGAGGGCGGGGAGAGGAGCGCAGAGAGAGCCGAGGGAGGCGCGCGAGGGAGCAGACACGCUCGGAUCCGGAGCCGGGCGGCUGCGGCGCCGAGAGGCAGCAGCUGCGGCCGCGCCCUUGCCCCAGCCGGUGCAAGCGCCCAGCUCCGCUGGCCGGCAGUCGUCAGGGCUCCUGAGGAUGGAGGAUUCCCGGGAGACGUCGCCGUCCUCCAACAACUCCUCGGAAGAGCUCAGCUCUGCCCUGCAGCUGUCCAAGGGCAUGUCGAUCUUCCUCGACAUACUAAGGAGAGCAGACAAAAAUGAUGAUGGAAAAUUAUCCUUUGAAGAAUUCAAAGCAUACUUUGCAGAUGGUGUUCUCAGUGGAGAAGAAUUACAUGAACUCUUCCACACCAUUGAUACACAUAAUACUAACAACCUUGACACAGAAGAACUAUGUGAAUAUUUUUCUCAGCAUUUGGGCGAGUAUGAGAAUGUCCUAGCCGCACUUGAAGACCUAAAUCUUUCCAUCCUGAAGGCAAUGAGCAAAACAAAGAAAGAGUACCAAGAAGCCUCCAAUUUGGAACAAUUUGUAACCCGAUUUUUAUUGAAGGAGACCUUGAAUCAGCUGCAGUCUCUCCAGAAUUCCCUGGAAUGUGCCAUGGAAACUACUGAGGAGCAAACCCGUCAAGAAAGGCAAGGGCCAGUCAAGCCAGAAGUCCUAUCGAUUCAGUGGCCUGGAAAACGAUCAAGCCGCAGAGUCCAGAGACAUAACAGCUUUUCCCCUAACAGCCCACAGUUCAAUGUCAGCGGUCCAGGCUUAUUAGAAGAAGACAACCAGUGGACAACUCAGAUAAAUAGACUCCAGAAAUUAAUUGAUAGACUGGAAAAGAAGGACCUCAAACUUGAACCAUUGGAAGAAGAAGUUAUUGAAGAGAAUACUAAAUCUCACAUCAUGCUCGUGCAGCGCCAGAUGUCUGUGAUAGAAGAGGAUUUGGAAGAAUUCCAACUUGCUCUGAAGCACUACGUGGAAAGCGCUUCCUCCCAAAGCGGAUGCUUGCGUAUUUCUAUACAGAAGCUUUCAAAUGAAUCUCGCUACAUGAUUUAUGAGUUCUGGGAGAAUAGUAGUGUGUGGAAUAGCCACCUUCAGACAAAUUAUAGCAAGACAUUCCAAAGAAGUAACGUGGAUUUCUUGGAAACUCCUGAACUGACAUCUACCAUGCUAGUUCCUGCUUCAUGGUGGAUCCUAAACAACAACUAGAUGUUACUAGACCUUUUCUUUAUGGUUACAAGUGCAAAAUAAGUGUUCCUAUCUAAAAUGUCAAUCAGAAAAAAUCUGUAGUUGUUAAUCUACUGUAUGCUUUUAUUUAAUAUAUUAAUAUUCACUUUAAGUGCACUCUUUUAAAAUGUAUUCUUUAUGAUUCAUGUGAAUUUUAGCUAAAUUUUCAAAGUUCAGUGUUAUUCACAAUAUUUGAUGCAAUUACUUUGCUUCAUUUUAACCAACUUAAAAACGUGUAGUGAUAAAAGCCUGAUGCGUGAGAAAAAGUGUUUGCAUAAAGGAAUGAUAUUGUGAAAAAGCAAAUCGAGUCUUUGGGAACUUUUUGAGCAUUACUUUAUAGGACAGACUUUAUAGGCUGGCUUAUACUAUAAAAAGGGUUAAAUCAGCAUUUUGUGAUUUUUUAAGUAUCAGAUUUUCUGUGAGUGAAGCUUAUUCUUCAUGAUGUCUACACUUCAUCCCCAAUUCAUGGUCCUAUGAUUAUUCUCUUUACAUUACAUAAAAAGUAGUACACAAACAUAGGACAAACUUGUUUGUAACCUAAAGAAUCUCUAUCCUAAGCUGUUUUUUUCAGAAGUGAACAAUUCUGUGAUAAGUUACAGUACCACUUAAUAAUAUAUCAUUUACUGUAUAAUGGUGAUAUAUCAACACUAUAUCAUUUUUAGCAUCUUAAUUUCCUGUAUAUAAGUUAAACAUAUCAAGAGAAAAAAAAAGAGACAGAUUUACUUUGGGGAAAUCUAAUUCAAAUUUGAUGACCUAUGAUUGGUGUGUAACCCAAAGAGCCAACUUUUCUUAUAAAAAACAGAUAUUUGCAUUUAAAUAAGGAUUUCAAAAUACUUUAAAAAGGAAAUUUUAACACAAAUGAAAUACUUUAAAAAGGAAAUUUGAACCCAAAUGAAAAAAUAAUAGAGGGAGAUAUAAAACAAGAAUAACUUUAGGGAAGUCAUAAAAUAGUAGGGAAAAUACUGGACAGAAGACAACUGUUUUCCAGUUUAAAUACCAGGUGUACCUUAUAAAGUCUGUUCUACAAGCUCAGAAAUUAAAUAUUCUUAAAAAUAAAAAUCUCUUCUGAUUAUAAACCCUGCUAAUUAAAAUGAAUAAGAAUACAAUACAUGUAAAAAUAUUUGUAUUAUUAACUAUGUAUUCUCCAGACCAAAUUUCUUUGAAACCACAAGUCUUUAGGGGAAAAACUGUAAGGUAAAAUUUUCCUGUUUUUUCAUUGCUAGAAAACUCAGGAAAAGGGGAAGGUUGAACUAAAAUUUUAUUUCUUAAAUACAAAAUUAGACCUAAAAUAUUUUCUCAAAUUUAUGAAACAUCAAAUCUGAAUCAUACAUUUGUUUAUUCAGUCCUCAUUCAGGCUGAAUAAUUUUUUCAUAAUUUCUAUUAGAAAUAAGUAGUGAAUUUUGACAUACAUGUGUGCAUGUGUAUGUCUCUGGUCAACCCUGAGCACAAGCACUAUGAAACAACACCUGGCUCAACUCUCUUAAUUUAUAUACAAAGCAAAGAAGCACAUUAAUGGAGAUGUACAAUGAUUAUUUAAACAAGCUAUAGAUAUGUAAAAAGACAAUAGAAAACUAUCUUUGUUGUCUCUCUCUGAUUGUAUACAUUAAGAAAGGAUCAAAAGUCUUUGAAACCUGAGGGUCUUUUGACAUCCAAACGUUGGUUGUAAAUAGUUUCAUAAAUACAAAUUAUAGCCAAUCAAAACAUUGCUUUGGUUGGUCUACUUCAGUGUCCAAUUCAAAAAAUCUUUUGGCAAUAGGUAGUUUCCAAAAUAGUACGGUACUUGUGAUGUUAAAGAAGUUCCGCCCUCAGUACUAGUGCUAAGUGGAAGGGCUCCUUAGAUUCUAAACUGGUAUAAGUUCUAUCAUAUUUCUCAAAUUAGAAUUAAAAAGACUUGAGCAUAGGCAAAUAAUAAAGCAAACCAAUUUAAUUAUAUGGCAAUUCUGACCCCAGCUCUUAUAUAAAUUAUCCAUUUUUGUGUAUGUUUGUCGAGAGUUGCGUGUAUGAAUGUGUGUGUAUUCACAUACAUAUACUACAUAUAUUACUAGAACCUAGGGUAUGAAAGGAAAAUAGUAGGGCACAAAACAAACGAAAAUAUAUAUACUGGUCCCUAUAUAUAUUUAAGUAAGCAAUAUAUUUAUGGUUAAUGUAGAUUUUUUCCUAUUUAAAAAACAAUCCAUUUUCCUGGGGAACAAAGUAAUGAAAAAGAGGAUACUUCAAAGGCCAAGAUAGGAAAUAAAUGUACCAUGACCUAAAAGCAUGAACCUGAGUUAAUAAGCCAAAAAACCAAUGAAGAAAAAGGUAUUAAUUUUAGGAAUUCACAAUUCAGUGAAACAAACUUUCUGACAAAUGAUGGCCUUGAAUGUCUGCCAGUAGACCCAGAAAUCUGAGAAAUUAAAAGAGAGAGUUUACACUUACCUUUAUAUCAGCAAUUUUUUUUUCAUGCUAUGCUGGAAGAAACCUUUUUUUUCCUUCUUAUAAGAGUAACCAGAGUGAAAAAAUUACAAGAGAUUUACUAUAUAAAAUUUCUUGGAAUUAAAAAGUUUAAACCCCCAAAUUCUUGAUCCAUAUAUGUUCUGGUUAUAAAAAUUAUAGAACUGAAACUUAAUGCAAUUAUUUCAAAAUGCCUAAUUUUUUCCUUUUUGGGAAAUAAAAAUACCACUUUUAUUUUGCCACUACUCAACUUCUGUUUGUAUGGUCUGAUUAAUGACAUAAGUAGCAGUUAUUUUUCAACUUCAGUUCCAUUACUACAUUGUUUCCAAAUUGUCAAUCUCUGCUAUUAAUUAUGAGUCUUGACAAUGUUAUGAUCAAAAACCCAGAGACCAGUCAUACAGUUGAAA